AGAGAGAGAGAGAGAGAGAGAGAGAGAGAGAGAGAGAGAGAAUAUGUUGGGGGGGUCAUUCAGUACCGCAGUUUUCAGUACGUAGCUUGUGGGAUGAGAGACAUAAAGCGGCGCGCACCGAGCACGAGCUCUGCACGAACCGGGGAUUUAUAAAGGUGUGUGUGUGUGUGUGUGUGUGUGUGUGUGUGUGUGUGUACGCACGCACGCAGUGUAGAACUUUGUUGCUUUUUGGUGUUCGUUUUUUUGCCCUCUUGUCGGGAGCAUGGCGGAGCGGAGCGGGCGUGUGAGCUUCCCUGGGAGCGGCGCGAUCAACACACCUGUCCCCAUGAACCUGUUCGCUACCUGGGAGAUCGAUGGGAGCUCCGCGAGCUGUGUGCCCAGGUUGUGUAGUUUGACUCUGAAGAAGUUGGUGGUGUUGAGGGAGCUGGAUAAAGAGCUCAUCUCUGUGGUCAUCGCCGUCAAAAUUCAGGGCUCAAAGCGGAUCCUGCGCUCUCAUGAGAUAAUGCUGCCCCCUACAGGAACUGUGGAGACUGACCUCGCCCUUACCUUCUCUCUGCAGUACCCUCACUUCCUGAAGCGUGAAGGGAAUAAGCUUCAGAUUCUGCUGCAAAGAAGAAAGCGUUAUAAAAACCGCACCAUUCUGGGCUACAAGACUCUGGCUGUUGGAUCUGUCGACAUGGCAGAGGUGAUGCAGCACCCUGCAGAUGGAGGACAGGUUCUGUCUCUCUGCAGUAAUCAGAAGGAGUUAAUGGGAAAAGUGGCUGAAAUCUGGAUUUACUCCCUCUGUAGUCAACCAAUUGACCAUGAGGAGGCAGGGCUAAUGAAGAGCAAACGUUCUGAGAAUUACUCAGAGGAGGAGUAUGAGAGUUUCUCUUCAGAGCAAGAGGCAAGUGAUGAUGCUGCACACACACAGGAUCUUGAAGAUGAUGAGUUUGAUGUGAGGAAAUCUAAAAAACAUCGACGCUCAAUCGUGAGAACAACAUCCAUCACAAGGCAGCAGAACUUUAAACAGCGAGUCGUCGCUCUGCUUAGACGUUUCCGUGUCUCUGAUGAGGUGCUGGACUCGGAACAGGACCCAGCGGAGCCACCACCGGAAGUGGAGGAGGAUCUGGAGAGUUUGGACUUUGAGAACCCGAGUGACAGUCCAGACCUGGAGGACGAUGACAGUGUACUGAGCACGCCCAAACCCCAGCUCAAGCCAUAUUUCGAGGGUGUGUCUCUCUCCAGUUCUCAAACAGAGAUUGGCAGCCUUCACAGCGUGAGGAGUCACAGAGAACCGCCCAGUCCGAUGGAUCUGGAUAAGCAGAAGAUUUCUGGAGGAAAGUUUCAGAUGGAUGACAUGUCAGAUGGCAUCACUUUUGCGCAGCUUGAAGCCUUGACCCCAACCACAGAGUUGGAGAUGAUGGACAACAUAGACUCUUUUUUGGAGAAGCUGCCACCUACAGGCAGAAUGAUUAAAACUGAGUCUCUCAUUAUCCAGUCUAACAGGCAGGAGGUAAAGCAGGUCCGCAGAGGGAGGAGCACAUCACUGAAGGAACGACACACGAGCCGACCACCGAAUGAGAGAGCCAACAGUCUGGAUAACGAACAUCCACUGCAUACACACUGUCCUCUACAGAUUCCCCGUAAAACGGUUUACGAUCAGCUGAAUCACAUCCUGGUGUCUGAUGAUUUUCUUCCUGACAGCAUCAUCCUCAUUAACACCUCUGACUGGCAGGGCCAGUAUCUGUCUGAUGUCCUGCAGAAUCACACUCUCCCUGUUGUGUGUACGUUCACCACAGCUGACGUUCAGGCUGCAUUCAACACCAUCAUCUCACGAAUACAAAGAUUCUGUAAUAGUAACUCCAUCACUCCGUCCCCGGUGAAGAUUGCAGUUGCAGGUGCACAGCAUUACCUGUCCUCUGUGCUCCGCCUCUUCGUAGAUCACCUGACUCACAAGACUCCUGAUUGGCUGGGAUACCUGCGCUUUCUCAUUAUUCCACUAGGAGCCCAUCCUGUGUCUGAAUACUUGGCUAGUAUUGAUUACAGGUAUAACAACUUGUUCAAGGACUUAGCAUGGAGAGAUUUAUUCUACAAACCUGAAGCUCCAGCUAUAGUGCAGGAGAAUCCUGAUGUAGUCUCCAAGGUAACUCAGUACAUGUUGGGAGCAAAUGGAGCAUAUCAACUCCCCAUAGCAGAGGCUAUGCUAACUUACAAGCAAAAGAGGAAAAAGAGUUUUCAUUUUGAUUUUGCACUAAGUCCAGACGAAGACUCGUGUCAGAAAUUCAUCCCCUUUAUAGGUAUGGUGAAGGUGGGGCUGGUGGAACAGAGCUCUGCUGUAUCAGGUGACUCAGAUGAUGCAGCUCCAUUAGCAUCUCUGCUCUCCUCUACUCCUCCGCAGAUCUCUCCAGCUUUGAAAGAAGUUUCUCCCACUCCUCCGUCCUCUCCUUCUAUUCACUCGUCCCUCUGCAGUUCCCCCGGGAGUGGACAGGGGGAGCUGAUGGGGCUGCAGGUGGAUUACUGGGUCGCACCGUCAGAAAAGAAGAGAGAUGUGGAGAAAAAAGAUUCAGUCUCCAAAAACACGCUUAAGUGCACUUUCCGCUCACUGCAGGUUAGCCGCCUCCCACUGGGUGGAGCAGAGGUGGGGUCAACAAUGUCAAUGACUGUUGUCACCAAGGAGAAAAACAAGAAAGUGAUGUUUCUGCCAAAGAAAACAAAAGAUAAAGAUGUUGAGUCAAAGAGUCAGGUGAUUGAAGGAAUCAGCCGAUUGAUCUGCACUGCCAAACACCAGCAGACCAUGCUGAAAGUGUCUGUAGAUGGUGUGGAGUGGAGCGAUGUAAAGUUCUUCCAGCUCGCUGCUCAAUGGUCAUCUCAUGUUAAGCACUUCCCCCUCGCCAUCUUUGGACACUCCAAAGGACCCUUCUGAACUUUAACCCUCCUUCUUGCCCCUGCCUCACUCCAGCCUUUAAACUCUCCUGUGUUUUAGUUUAACUGAAGACUAAUGAACUGAUCAGUUGAACAUGUGGGUUGAUUAACCAGCUAACUGACACCUGUCCCAGUGUGGAAUGUUCCAGAAUAUGUUAUGGUGUGAUCCGUGAUGGAGGUACAAGAGCAGCAUCACUCUGUUUUAUUUAACUGAACACGUCUCGACUUGUUUUGUUCUGUUUGAUUGACUGCUAAACAUCAGGCUUUACUCCUGUAAUAGAAUAAUGACUCACUUUUCACUCCUGAUUUGAUUCAUUUGAAUUGCUCAUGUAUGUGAAUUGAACUUUUUACUUAUGAUUUCAUGAUUCAGCUCAUUUAAGUGAAUCAUGCUUUGUGAUAUUUGAUUAAUUUGAUUGAUAUGACUCACUUUUCAUUCUUUCUAUUCAAAACAAUCCAUUUAAAUGAAUUGAUCUCAGUUCUGACAUUUUUUAACUAUGAGUUUAAAUGACAGUUUGCUACGUUUUCUCAUAAUGUUUGCUCUUGUCCACUGUUUUUGUGUGUGUGUGUGUGUGUCCGAGUGCGAGUGUGUGUGCGAGUGUGUGUGCGAGUGUGUGUGCAUGUGUGAGUGCGAGUGUGUGCGUGCGAGUGUGUGUGUGUGUGUGCAUGUGUGAGUGCGAGUGUGUGCGUGCGAGUGUGUGUGUGUGUGUGUGCAUGCGAGUGUGUGAGCGUUUGAGAGGUUAAAGCACUUUUUGUGUUUAGUUAAGAGCAGUUCUUAGCUUUUAGGUAAUUACAUGCCUGUUCGUGUUAAGGCCAUAAUACUUGGACACUAGUGAAAAAUGUUCAGUUUAAUAUUAUGUAUUGUUUUUAUCAGAAGUGUUUGUUACAGAUUGUGUGUAUUUAUUAAUGAUGGUUUAGAAUUGUGCGAGUAAACAGUUCUCAAACAAACGCUUUAGAGAUCGUGCCUUGUAGCACAUUUAUAAACCCCUUAUAAAGUACAUAUGAAGAGCAUCAUCACUGUCAGUAUCUCUGUUCUCUUAUAUUAUGAAGUUAUUAACAAGUUUGUUAAGAUUCAAAACGUAUUUUAUUUAAAUGAGCAGUGUAGAGAUACAAUGCAUGCUGAAAAGAAACAUUAGGAUCCUUUACAUCACAAAACAUUAUAAGGUUAUUUUAUUCUUAAACACCACCAGGACCCCAGUGACAACAGACAUAACCUUAAUGAGCAGACGGCCACCAGAAGAAAAUCAGGAACCAUUAGGACCAGCACAUUCUUAUAAUCCAGAAACGCAUUAGAAAUCAUUAGACCCUGUUAGAAAUGUGUAAUGUUGGUGUGUGUCGAGACGUCUGAGGGUCGAUGCUCCUGAAAGUGUGUGAUUCAUAUUAGUAUAUAUACUCAGAGACAGCGUUUAAAACAAACUUGUAAGUGAAAAAUGAAUGCACUCUUAUGGUUAGUCAGGAUAUUAACUCAUUUAUCUAAUUACAACAUCGCCAUGUUUUAACUCCACCAAUAAGGAAGCAGCGUUGUACCAAAUGUCUGAAUAAACUAAGAUGAGGAAACAUGUGUGUGUGUGUGUGUGUGUGUGUGUGUGUGUGUGUGUGUGGUGCUGUGGCUCUGCAAGACUUUUGUUUUUGUAUUUUUAUUUUCACCUCAUAAAUGUCCCAUAAAGAUGGGUGUUAAGUGUCUACAGCAGGACGGAGAUAUGGGACAUUAUCUGAUGAAUAUUUGUUAAGUUUAAAAUACUACCACUGUGUUAAGUGAAGUGAAAGUAAUAAACUACACACACUACAAUGA
Molecule: messenger RNA, 4693 nt
Organism: Tachysurus vachellii
Lineage: Eukaryota; Metazoa; Chordata; Actinopteri; Siluriformes; Bagridae
Gene: pacs2
Product: phosphofurin acidic cluster sorting protein 2
Exons: 25
Coding region: 263-2905 (880 amino acids)
Biological process (GO): protein localization to plasma membrane
Molecular function (GO): transmembrane transporter binding
Source: RefSeq, a predicted model, not a curated record